AUGUCUCCUUCAGUCUCAACCGCAAGCAAGGCUCAAGUCCGUCGAUCGAAAUCCAAAGCCACCCUCACCACCAAACUGGACCGAAAGGACCCCCUCUCUGUCGCCCUCCUCCCUCCUUCCAACGAAACACCUUCGCAAAAAGCCGCCCGGCUAGCGGCGGAAAAAGAAGCAAAACAGCGCUCAGAUGAAAUCGACCGCCUCCUCAACACUUGCACGUCUCCCUCUUCACUCGCUUCCUCCGUCUACACCUCUGACUCGGCUCUCUGGGGUUCAAAAAAGGGAAGAGUAUACAAAAUGGUACUGCUCGGCCAAGCAGGUGCUGGUAAAACAACAGUAUUGAAACAGAUGAGAUUGCUGUACGAUCCAGCAGCGCACGAAAGAGAACGCAGAGGCUGGGUCAAGAUUGUUUUGUUGAAUUUAACUGCUAGUGUGAGGGCCUUGUUGGAGAGCAUGGCGAGCUAUUAUGGGGAUAGGGCCGAGCGGAAGAGUGUUGAGCUUGGAAGCAUGGAGACAGCGGUGGGGGAGGGCAAGGAGAAGGGAAAGGAGGAGGGCAAGGGAGAUAAUAAUUUGGGGCCGAGAAAUCAAGUGAAUGAAGGGGUGCGGAUGGGUUGGAUGAAGCAUUUGCAAGAGGUGAAAGGGUUGGAGAGCAAGUUGAGGGCCGAACUGGGGGCGUUCGGUGAAGAAGUUGAGCUUCUGGGUAGUAAUGGUGUCCAUGAGGCCGGACAGGAGAAAGAGAGAGGCAAAGGUGGGGAUAAGGGUCCCUUGUUGUUCAGACCUGGCUGGCAGGAGAGGUUGUUUACUUAUGCUAGACGAUCGUUCUCUCUCACUAAUCCUUCUCGUCCCGCUGAUCCUCAGCAGAGUCAGCCGGUAGCAGAGCAAGAAGGUGGUGAGGGAGGAGAACAGGACGCAUCCACAACUCGAACGAUCACCCUUCUCACCUCGAUCCAAACCGACGUUUUGGGGCUAUGGAACGACGAUCCUCGCUGUCGAUCCCUCCGCAAACGAGGCUUAUUCCUCGAUAGCCAAUCCGAUGCAGCAACAUCCUUUUUCCUCGAUUCCUACACCCGCAUCCUCUCCCCCCUCUACUCUCCCUCCGACGAAGAUAUCCUCCAUUCUCGAGUCCGAACCCUGGGCGUAAGCGAAAGCAUUUUCCGCAUCGACAAAUCCCUCACCUAUCGAAUCUACGACGUCGGCGGCUCUCGAUCCCAACGCACAGCCUGGGCUCCCUUCCUGGAUGACGUGGAAAGCAUCAUCUUCCUUGCGCCCCUAUCCGCUUUCGAUCAACCUCUAAUUGAAGACCCCGAUACGAACCGACUUGCGGAUACUUUUGCCCUCUUCAACCAAAUCGUUUCCAACCCUUUACUCAGCGGAGCGAGUAUCAUCUUGUUCCUCAACAAAAUAGACUUACUCGAGAAGAAGCUGAGGGCAGGAGUCAAGUUGGGCAAAUACUGGGUCGAGUAUGAAGGGGACAAUGAUUUUGAGGCUGUUUGGAGAUGGUUUAGGGGUAAAUUCCGGGAAUGUUUGAGGAUGGCAGAGGAUGAGAUGGGUGGGGGGAAGAGGAGGUUGUAUGUUCAUACCACCGUUGCGACCAGUACGAAACAGAUCAGGGCGAUCUUGAUGAGUGUCAAGGAUAAUGUUCUGAGGGAGAACCUGAAAGUGACGGGCUUGGUAGGUUAG
Molecule: messenger RNA, 1677 nt
Organism: Ustilago hordei
Lineage: Eukaryota; Fungi; Basidiomycota; Ustilaginomycetes; Ustilaginales; Ustilaginaceae
Product: putative guanine nucleotide-binding protein alpha-4 subunit
Exons: 1
Coding region: 1-1677 (558 amino acids)
Biological process (GO): adenylate cyclase-activating G protein-coupled receptor signaling pathway
Cellular component (GO): heterotrimeric G-protein complex
Molecular function (GO): guanyl nucleotide binding; GTPase activity; G-protein beta/gamma-subunit complex binding
Source: RefSeq, a predicted model, not a curated record